UUUUUUUCUCUCACUAGGAUCUGGCGUCAGUACGUUCGGCCAUCUUUGUUUGCCACCAUUCUCUGGUUGGAUUUGCAACGUUCUCGGUUCAACGAAAUUGUCACUUUGAAAGCCAAUCCAAAACUAAACGAGGCCGUUGAGAAAUAGAGCCUCGACACGUGGACAUCAAGAUGAGGAAGUUUUACAUUCUUGCGUUGUUGUUAAUCUGCAUUGGUUACAGCCAAGCCAAGUUUUGCUACAGCUGCACGGGGUACGAGGGUAGCUCAUGCGACCGCGAAGUCUUCUUUCGCGAGGACCCAAGAAUAGGCAAGAUAGAAUGUCCUCGGUACUGUUUGAAACGAUUCACCAAAGAUGAGUUCGGUCGACGCAUCACCAUACGCGGCUGCGGCGGAGACGGCUGCGAGGACAAGUGCGACGCCAGUGGCGACGAGUGCACCUACUGCUGUCAGAUGCACGACCUGUGUAACGGCGCCGGCGCAGUGACCUUUAGCCUGGCGCUCGUGGCGGGGGCGGCCAUGUUGGCUAGGCUGAUUUAGCCACAUUGGUGGGUUUUCCGUGUUGGCUGAUUUAGAUUCAACAUAACGCUGAGGGAAAAGAGCCCCUUUUAAUACAUGUAUUUAGUUUGAACUUGACAUACGACACCAACUUGCCCUACUGACAACAUGUGCACAGUGUCUAAAACGAAAUUCUUGAAAUGAUCGGUGAAAUUGUGUCUUUUUCGGACAUCCAUAGACCAAAUCAGAAUGAAAACGCUCUGUUCUUCGCCUUCUUUAUGUUACGUGCUUAUUUUCAUGGGCACUAUUAUAUGCUUUCCGAUGCAACUUUUACAUCAACCGACACAGAAUUCCAUCAAAAGAAUGAAAUUGACCAGUUGGUUAGCUCAUUGGAGGGGUUUGAAAAAGAUGGUUUUGUUUGUUGAUUUCAGUACUUUCUGUUUUUCCUUUUACGGGCCCUUCAAGUUUUAGUUCCAGGUUCUUUGUUAAGAACAACUUCAAUUCUUAUUCUUAGUAUAGUUCAACGAUGUAAAAACCUUGUAUAGAAAAACUUGUAAUGUGUCUUCCAUGUCAUUUUUUAAACGUGUCUUCAAUUUUUUUCAGAAGAUAGAUUUUUCAUUAAAAUUAACAGAACUGUAACAAGAUCAAAAUUUCCACACAAUUUACCACGUAAGGGCGUUAUUCAAUAUGGCGGCCUUGGCGUCUUCACAAUGAUGUACCAACAAUCAAGUACAGUUGGACCAGUUUUAACGCAUUCAGUCAUCAAUUUGACUAUGUUUUAUUUAGAUUGUUUAUUAUCUUGACCGUAGCAAGUCUUGACUGCCAUUUUCCUCUCAUCAUUCGUUGCUUCAUGCACCACUGAACAGCAAGCUGCGAGUUAGCACCAUAUCCAGAACAAUGUAAUGUUUUGGCAAUGCAAUAGUUAAGUCCUGUAGCCGGUAGAGAUGUACAUGUCUACUGUUUUAAGUAUGCAAAUCUGAUGUUUGUAUCAGUGCUUCGUCUCAUGUAGAUCUCUGUUUCCAGUGACAGGAGUAUUAAUGUGAUUAGUUGAAAUCGAACUUUGAGUCAAAUGAAGUUGACUUUGGAAGCCACUGUCAUGAUAAAUAUGAUCCCAUAGGACUGGAAAAUAAGUACAUCAUAUAGUAAAUCAGAUAUAGCCUUUUUAAUAGAUAUUUUCCAUUCUAUAGUUCUAGCCGAAUAGUAGGCCUAACUAUUUGGUCUUCAUUCAGUACAAAAUUGCACUUUGUUAAAAAAACUGUUUUGCAGAAAUUAUAUCAAAUUAGUCUAAUGCGAAAGUUUUGCACUUGUAAAUAUGUUUCUAAUAAUUAUGUACAUAUGACUUAAACGUUUUUACAAAGUACAAGGAGCUAGAAUUAACAUUAAGGGAUGAAAGAUUGUUUCAAAUAAACCAUCAUCGAUGACUAA
This is a messenger RNA of Acanthaster planci (crown-of-thorns starfish), 1919 nucleotides long. RefSeq lists its product as uncharacterized. NCBI's taxonomy places the organism in Eukaryota, Metazoa, Echinodermata, Asteroidea, Valvatida, Acanthasteridae. The record is from RefSeq and is a predicted model, not a curated record.